AUGGUCGUCGAGCGCCAGGAGGAAGGAAAAGACCAGCUAAUACAAAGCCCAGUCUACUACAUCAGCGAGGCCUUAAUCGAGUCAAAGCAGCGGUACCCGCACUACCAAAAGCUGUCACGCCAUGCUAUCAAAUCCCAAGCGCUCGCCGACUUCCUCGCCGAUUGGGAAGAGGCCCAGCAGCCGAGCUCCCCGGCGGACCUCAAGCAUUGGACACUACACUUCGACGGCUCCAAGAACCUCGAGGGAGCAGGAGAAGGGGUCGUCCUCACUUCGCCUAAAGGCGACAUCGUGAGAUACAUCCUGCAACUCCGAUUCGAGCCCUGCACCAACAACAUGGACGAGUACGAGGCACUCCUCCACGGCAUGCGCAUCGCAAAGGAGAUGGGCGCAACACGACUGCGUUGCCUCGGCGACUCCGACCUCGUCGCCAGCCAGACGUCCGGCACCUGCGACGCCACCGACGCCAACAUGAUCGCCUACAAGCGAGCGGUCGACCAGGUCGGCGCCAGCUUCGCCGGCCACGUCGUCGAGUGGGUCGACAUGCGCAAGAACGAACAAAGCAAACGCGUCUUCCUCGACAUCCUCAGUCACUCAUCGGUGCGCGUGCCACGGGAGAUCGACAUCGCCGAACCACCCGCACCCGACUCCGCCCUAGUCGCACUCGCCUCCGACACUGGGGACUGGACAGAAACGUACUUAGGCUACCUCGAGCGCCAGGUACUGCCGAUGGACGAAACGGAGGCACGCGCGCUCGUGCGCCGUUGCAAGUCCUUCACCAUCAUCAACAUUGAGCUCUACAAGCGCAUCAUCUCCGGAGUAUUACAGCGGUGCGUCACCACCGACGAAGGCCGCAAGAUUCUGCGCGACAUCCACGCAGGCGACUGCGGCCACCAUGCAGCCCACGAAGAUGCAGUCGACCUCGUCCGCGUGUGUGCUGGAUGCCAGAAGUACGCGAGUCAAUCGCACAUGUCGGGCUCGGCGCUAAAAACCAUACCCCUCACUUGGCCAUUCGCCGUCUGGGGCAUGGACAUGGUGGAGAAAUUCAAGACAGCCCCCGGCGGGUACACUCACCUCCUAGUCGCUGUGGACAAAUUCACUAAAUGGGUGGAGGCAAAACCCAUCAAGAAGUGCGACGGCAAAACAGCCACCAAGUUCCUACGGGAGUUGAUCUACCGCUACGGCUACCCUAAUAGCAUCAUCACGGACAACGGCACUAACUACGCCAAAGGGGAAAUGGCCGACUUCUGCGAAGACAAAUGCAUCCGACUCGACCUCGCGUCAGUCGCACACCCCGAGUCGAAUGGGCAAGCGGAAAGGGCGAACCAGAAUAUCCUCCACGGAAUCAAACCGCGACUGGAGGUACCCCUGGAGCGUGCGGCCGGAUGCUGGGCAGAAGAACUCCCAUCCGUACUCUGGGGCAUUCGCACAACACCGAACAGGUCAACUCGCUUCACGCCCUUCUUCCUGGUGUACGGCGCCGAAGCUUUCAUGCCCACCGACAUCGCCUACGAUUCACCACGGGGCGCCAACUACGCUGAAGAAGCAAACGAACGCGCUCGGCAAGACGAUGUCGACCUCCUCGACGAGGCACGAGACCUCGCACUCUCCAGAACGGCCAUUUACCAGCAAGGCCUUCGCCGCUACCACAGUCGCCGCGUCCACGGUCGAUCCUUCCAAGAAGGCGACCUCGUCCUUCGGUUAAUCCAGGACGAGAAAGGCAUGCACAAGCUUCCCCCCCUUGGGAAGGACCGUUCGCCGUCAGCCGCGCACUCGGCAAUGACGCCUACUACCUCACCGACGUUCGCAAAGAUGACAAAUGUGAGCCACUCACCAGGGAAGUCGAGCGCCCCUGGAACAUCAACCUCCUCCGUCAGUUCUACACCUAGAGAAGGCAUGUAA
This is a messenger RNA of Lolium perenne, 1899 nucleotides long. RefSeq lists its product as uncharacterized. Gene Ontology annotation, molecular function: RNA-DNA hybrid ribonuclease activity; nucleic acid binding. The record is from RefSeq and is a predicted model, not a curated record. Lineage: Eukaryota; Viridiplantae; Streptophyta; Magnoliopsida; Poales; Poaceae. Gene Ontology annotation, biological process: DNA integration.